CUGCCAAGGAUAUGAUUGCAGGUACGGUCCUCCCCUCUCUUUUAACGGGAUAGUUUACAGUUCAGUUUGCAGCAGCUUGCUUGCUGGAACAUGAUGAACGACAACAGCAGCAGGGAAAGUGGAGCCGAGGCCACCCAUCCUGAUGCUCAGUCCGGUGGACCACCCCUCCUGAACAUGAACCACUAUGCCAAUAAGAAGAGCGCAGCUGAGAGCAUGCUGGAUUUGGCUCUGCUGAUGGCCAACGCCUCCCAGCUGAAAGCCGUGAUGGAGCAGGGGGCAAAAAGUUCCUUUUACAUCCCCGUCGUCGUCCUAAUUGCCAUCUCUCUUUGUCUGCAAGUCACGGUUGGGAUCCUGUUAAUCUUCACAGUACGAUGGAACCUCGACGAUGAGCAAAAACACUGGAGGCUCAACUUAAUGGAGAACCUGGCCACGGGCCUGGUUUUUAUCAUCGUGGUUGUAAACAUCUUUAUCACUGCCCUGGGAGUCCAUCAACCAAACCACAGCAGCUGACCAAGAACACAUAAGUACUGCAGCAGCUCACGUAGCCGCUCUGUAGUGGGGACUCUCAGGCUUCUGAACUGCAGAGAGACAGACAAAUGUACAAUCAGAGGAAAGAUCUGUGACCUCGUUGAGGUGGCAGAACUUUUGCACUGUUGAUAAUGUAUUUCUUUUGAGGAAAAAAUAAACAUGUCUGCUACUUCUA
Xiphophorus hellerii (green swordtail) is the source of this 703-nucleotide messenger RNA. Its product is annotated as ninjurin-1. The record is from RefSeq and is a predicted model, not a curated record. Lineage: Eukaryota; Metazoa; Chordata; Actinopteri; Cyprinodontiformes; Poeciliidae. Bases 91 to 510 code for a protein of 139 amino acids. The transcript is spliced from 4 exons. Gene Ontology annotation, cellular component: membrane. Gene Ontology annotation, biological process: cell adhesion; tissue regeneration.